This is a messenger RNA of Tripterygium wilfordii, 1047 nucleotides long. Its product is annotated as CASP-like protein 1B2. The transcript has 5 exons. NCBI's taxonomy places the organism in Eukaryota, Viridiplantae, Streptophyta, Magnoliopsida, Celastrales, Celastraceae. The record is from RefSeq and is a predicted model, not a curated record. Bases 1 to 822 code for a protein of 273 amino acids.
AUGGCUUGCAACUCUUUUUCUUUGACCUGGGCUGUAAUUGGAAAACAAUGCGCUAGCGCCCUUGACAGAAAUUUGAAAAGAUUGGAAGAACAGCAAGACUUUGCGAUUUGUCAGAUUUCUGUGAUCCAUAUAUGGAGACUUAACAAUUGGUUUUGGUCAUCCAUAUUUGUACCUCCACUAUAUAUAUAUAAGCCUAACUUCCUCAAGGCAACAACACAACCCAACUCACUAUCAAAUAUCAGUAUCCAUCCCCCUCUCUCAAUGGAUACUGAAAAUGGAGGAAAACCUGGUGUUAGCUCAACAAAGCCGCAGACCAAGUGGAUUCUUCUGCUGCCAAGGUUGCUGGCGUUCUGUGCCACAGUGUCGGCCACGGUUGUGAUGGCACUCAAUAAGGAAACCAAUACCUUUGUGGUUGCUACCAUUGGAAAUACACCCAUAAGAGCUACUCUCACAGCCAAGUUUCAGCACACCCCAGCAUUUGUGUUCUUUGUCAUAGCCAAUGGAAUGGCCAGUCUCCAUAGCUUGUUGAUGAUACUCGUGGAAGUAUUUGGGAAGUCUUUCGACUACAAGGGUCUCAAGCUUGUCAUGAUUUCUAUUUUAGACAUGAUGACAGUGGCACUGGUAGCUGGAGCAGCAAAUGCAGCUGCUUUCAUGGCAGAGGUAGGGAAGAAUGGUAAUUCCCAUGCCAGGUGGAAUAAGAUCUGCGACAAAUUCGAUAAAUUUUGCGACCAUGGAGGUGGUGCUAUCAUUGCUUCCUUUGUUGGAGUUUUGUUUCUGCUGAUCGUCAGUGUGAUGUCCAUUAUUAGACCCAUUAAGGCAUAAAACCAGCAUCCAAUGUACAGCCCUGCAGUCCUGCAGUCUAGUUACUCUGUUCUCUUGCCCUGUUAUUUAUCUUACUUGUGUGUUGUUUGCUCCUUAAUCUGUGUUUUCAAAGUGUAAUGUAUGCAAUAAUCGGAUUACUGAGGUUUCUGUUUGAAGACGGACUUGAUUUGUAUUUCCUGGGUUAUUCUUAUAAACAUCAUGCAUCUUAAGGACUUGGCAUUGGUC